AUGGGUGAAAUGAAGAAGAAAUGGGUGGCUGAAAAUCAACCCGGUCCGAGUACGAGUAUGGAAGUGCAAGUUUCAGGUCCGGAAGCUGUGGUUGAUGGCGUUGCUGAGGAGUGCAUGAUGGAUUUCCCGUUGUCGGAGGAGGAGGAUGUACUCAUUUUAUCCGAUGAUGAAGAUGAGGAUGAAAUAAUCGAAUACAUCGAGAACGAGAGCGAAGAGGAUGAUAAAGAUGAAGAAGAUCAUCUACUGAAUGAGGAAAAUAAUAGUUCAGCUCAACAUCCGAUGGCCAAGCGGUUGAGAGUUUGGGCUUUAUCUCAUAAGAUACCUCAUUUAGUAUUGAAUGAUCUUCUUCGCUUGGUUCGCGAAACAACGGACAUUCCUCUUCCUCUAGAUUCUAGAACGCUCCUUAAGACACCGGUUGCUGUGGGCAAGGAAAUACACGCGGUAGCAGGCGGUGAAAUGUGGUAUCAUGGCAUUGCGAAAUGUAUGCAAAGUUUUUUUCGGUAA
Messenger RNA from Anopheles coluzzii, 504 nucleotides. RefSeq lists its product as uncharacterized. Bases 1 to 504 code for a protein of 167 amino acids. NCBI's taxonomy places the organism in Eukaryota, Metazoa, Arthropoda, Insecta, Diptera, Culicidae. The transcript is spliced from 2 exons. The record is from RefSeq and is a predicted model, not a curated record.